AUAUCGCUAUAGGUUUGCUCUCGUAUAUUAACGCUUUGCAAUACUGCAAAAGUGUCCAAAAUGUUGCGAAUUGUUUUUACGCGUUUUUAUUGCAAAAUUGCAGCUGAAAAUAUUAUUAAAUCAUCAACGUCUAUUAAUCAAAAGCAACUAGAUUUUACGAAACUAAAUCAUACCACAAAAGUGCCACAGUCGCCGGUUCCAACGGCAUUUCCAGACACCAGCAACAACGAACUUGAAAUCGACACUAAAACUAUUCAACUGUUAGAGCGUUUGUCUUUAGUGGAUCUGGACAGUGAACAGGCGCUGGUUACGCUCAAGAGCAGCAUCCAAUUUGCGGACAAGAUUGCGCAUAUCAACACUCAAGGCGUGCGUCCUUUGUAUACGGUGCUGGAGACGCAACAGUUGCAGUUACGCAACGACGAAGUGAGUGAAGGAAAUUGCCGGGAACAGUUGCUAAAAAUUGCCAAGGUGACAGACGAGGAUUACUACGUGUCGCCGCCGGGCAACAUACCGCUGGAACAAUAG
This is a messenger RNA of Drosophila sulfurigaster albostrigata, 525 nucleotides long. RefSeq names its product glutamyl-tRNA(Gln) amidotransferase subunit C, mitochondrial (gene GatC). The record is from RefSeq and is a predicted model, not a curated record. Lineage: Eukaryota; Metazoa; Arthropoda; Insecta; Diptera; Drosophilidae. The transcript has a single exon. Gene Ontology annotation, biological process: glutaminyl-tRNAGln biosynthesis via transamidation; mitochondrial translation; regulation of translational fidelity. Gene Ontology annotation, cellular component: mitochondrion; glutamyl-tRNA(Gln) amidotransferase complex. Gene Ontology annotation, molecular function: glutaminyl-tRNA synthase (glutamine-hydrolyzing) activity. The coding region runs from base 61 to 525 and encodes 154 amino acids.